AUGACUUAAUAUAUUUGAGUACAUACCUGAUACCUUCCAAAUCUCUAGCCUCAGAGUCAGAGCUGCCUUUCCUUGAGAGAGAGCCAAAAGACUUGGCAUAUAAUUUCUUUCUUUCAAUUCUGACAGCAAAACCAAAAAAUACCUCUUCUUGGGUCUGCAGAUUUUCCCUGCAGUUUAUAUAGAGAGCCUUUAGAAGCACAGAAAGGUGGGGAUGCUGAUGGCAGUUAUGUGCAAGGGUAGCUUUUCCUUGGCAUUCCUUCUGGGUUUCACAGUAGAUAUUGUCUGCCUUCUCUGUGAAACACAAAAACUCCUAGUUCAGUUCAGUUCAGUUCCUUCUUUCCCACUUCUGAGAAUGUGAAUUCAGUUAUAGAUAGCAGACUUGUUUGAAGAAGGCAAGCUUCACUGUUUUGAUAUAAACUAAGCUGGAACUUAGCUGGUGGAUUACCGAAUGAGAAAUUCGUCGUUGAAUGAAUGAAUGUAUGUCCUAAAUUGCCUCGGAAAACUGAAGGCAAGGGUCUGCAAAUCGUCGCGAAGGAUUCAAGAAACGGAAUGAAAGCUCGGAUGGUAUAAGAUUUUUUUGGGGUUUCUGGAUUAAAGAGAAGAGGUAGAAAUGUCUGCCAAGCUUCCGCAUUCGUUAAUGGAUGAAAACCCAGAUUUGCAGAAGCAGAUCGGGUGCAUGAGUGGAAUAUUUCUGCUGUUCGACCGCCGCUAUUUCCUCUCCAGCGGACGCAUCACAAGCCACAACCACAAAAGACUACCUCCAGGUCAAAGUGGCGACAAUGGAAUGGAACCGAACAGUAACAGUAUCACUCCAAAAGCCAGAGAAAAACAACACCUGGAGAAGGGCGUAAAGGAGAAGCGAAGGGUCUCAUCUGAAUCAUCCACGACCUCCUUCUCAUCCUCCUCUUGUUCAUCUACCUUCUCCUCAGUGGAUCGUAGUAAAACAGCUCAACUGGAACAAUCUUCCUUUGAACACAGCAUUUUCCCCAGAAAUCUGUCUCAAAUCCCACCCACCAAACAUCCAGAUCCUUCUCCGCACUUAAGGCAGCAAUCAACUGAUCUCCGUGAUGUUGUUAAGGACUCGGUAUGCAAAGAAACAAACGAGUUAUCAGUAAAGACUACCACCAAAGCUAAAGGAGUUUCGCGUGUCGUGAAGAAUGUAGAUUCCCCAAGGCCACCAAAGGAUGCUCCCCGAUUCUCCUAUGAUGAAAGGGUAUCGCGAGAUCAGUGGAAAUCUGCCACGAAGCUAAAAGAGCUCCCCAGACUAUCAUUAGACAGUAGAGAGAGAUCCUUCAGGAAAUUUGUCAAUGGGACUGUACCAAACAAUAUUUUAGACAACUCAAAGCAUGAAAAUGAUAUUUCGAGCCAAUCCAUGGACCUACACCAAGAGACGCGUAGCAACAAAAAACCGUCUAGUGUGGUUGCAAAGUUGAUGGGAUUAGAAGCGUUUCCAGACUGCAAUGAUCAGAUAAGGGAGGUAAAAUGCCGCAGUGAUGAGGAUCUUGGUACAAGGUCCACCUCAUCAAGAAAAGCAGAUGAAUGCACGUACAAUAAAGCUUUUAGGGCUCCAAAAUCAAGAUUUCCACUAGAGCCAGCUCCUUGGAAGCAGCCAGAAAGGAAUCGAGGUUCCAACAUAAAGGCCCAAAAUCCAAGCACUUCUGUCUACGGAGAAAUGGAGAAAAGGGUGACGGAACUCGAGUUUAAAAGAUCUAGCAAGGAUCUCAGAGCUCUUAAACAGAUACUUGAAGCGAUGGGAAAAACUGAGAGGAUAGAAAAUGGAAAGGAAGACGAUGCGUCAGAUUUGAAGCCUCAAACAAGCAACAACUCAAAUUAUCUCAACCUUCAUAAGAGUACUCCCAUUCCCAAGAAGGGUCAUCUGAAGAAAUUUGAAUCCUCUGCUCAGACCAUCAGAACAGUGGAAGUUGUUCAGAAACCCAGAAGUUUAGGUUCUUCUACAAUCCCAAUAGAGAAUAUUUCAGGACACCACAAACUCCACAUCAGAGAUGGUGUAGACCAAAAAGCCAAAGAUCUGACUCCAAGAAAGCACCGUUUUCUAGAACCUUCUUCCCGUCCAGUUAAUUCCAUGGAUAAGAGAAGCAACUCCAGAACAUUCAAAUCGAUACAGAUUUCAAAGGCACCUCAACAUAGAAGUGGAGGAAAUCCUGCUGGCUCAGCGACGAGUUCAACAACUGUGAGUCCUAGACUUCAACAGAAAAAGCGAUCUCAACCAACCACACCGACGCCUGAUUCAAGCAGGUCCAGAAGGCAUUUGAGUAAUACACGAAGAGUAUCAAGGCACUUGAGUCACCAAGGCGAUGCAAUUUCAGAACAAUCAGACAGCAAUUUUAGCUUGGCCUCACAGAGUGAUAUAGAAGAAGUCACAAGCACUGAUAGAUCGAAAGAAAGUAAUGGUUCAUACCAGCACAAGGACCGGAAGAAUGAAAUAGCAGCAAGGUCGAUUAAAGACAGAUCAAAUGGUGAACCUACAACAGCAACCUUGGAACAACCAAGCCCUGUGUCUGUUCUUGAUGCUACAUUCUAUGGAGAAGAAUCACCUUCGCCUGUUAAGAAGAUAUCAAAUGCAUUCAAAGAGGAGGAGACUCAAAAUUUGGAUGAAGCAGGAUGGAGUUUGGUGGAUCUAGAUCAUUCGCUGAACAGCACGAGACCCAAUCUCAGCCCCCAGUUUAAUCAAGAAAAAUUAGAAAGCAUCAAAUACUUGGUUAAUAAGCUCAGACAAGUGAAUUCUCAACAUGAUGAAGCUUCCACAGAUCACAUAGCAUCUCUUUGCGAGACCAAAAAUCCACAGCAUAGGUACAUUGCUGAGAUUUUGUUAGCUUCAGGAAUACUCCUCAAAGAUCUAGGCUCCAGCCCAACAAUCAUUCAGCUUCACCACUCAAGCCUCUUGGUCAACCCGAGUUUGUUCCAUGUCCUGGAACAAACCAAAGGCAGGAUCGACCAAUCAAACUUCAGUGAGAGAAUCCAAAAAAAAUUGAUAUUUGAUGCUGUAAAUGAGAUUCUCUUCUGCAAAUUCACUUCAGCAGGUUUUGAUGACCCACGGAUCUCUCUAAACCAACUGGUAGUGAAAAACCUCAGUGGACGGAAGCUUCUGAAAGAAUUGUGUUCAGAGAUGGAUCGUCUGCAAGCUAACUCUGAAUGCAGCUCAGUUGAUGAGGAUGAUGGUUUGAUAAACAUCUUACGCGAGGAUAUGAUGCAUCAAGCACAAAAUUGGGCAGACUACCAUAAGGAGGUUCCCGGGGUAGUAUUAGAUAUUGAGCGCCUGAUCUUUAAAGACCUCAUUGGUGAAAUUGUGAGAGGCGAAGACGCUAGGUUGCAAAGGUGGCCAACCAAGCACUGAAGUCAAUCUUUCUCCAUGUAGUAGUCACAUAUUUUUAAUUUUAUCCUACUCAUAUUUUGGUUCCGUCUUGUUCCCCAUUUUUUGGGUAAAAGCAUAGGGAUUAAUGGAUGAUAACUGCAUAUCCUUUCCUGCGUGUAAAGAAAAGUUUUCCUAGUCCUAGACUCCUAGGGUGUAUAAUGCAAAGUUUAUUAUGGUCAAUGACACCACCAUUUUUAUAUACCACUUCAGUUUUCAAUUUUCA
Molecule: messenger RNA, 3596 nt
Organism: Rhododendron vialii
Lineage: Eukaryota; Viridiplantae; Streptophyta; Magnoliopsida; Ericales; Ericaceae
Product: protein LONGIFOLIA 1-like
Exons: 5
Coding region: 611-3355 (914 amino acids)
Biological process (GO): regulation of monopolar cell growth
Source: RefSeq, a predicted model, not a curated record